Molecule: messenger RNA, 2970 nt
Organism: Symsagittifera roscoffensis
Lineage: Eukaryota; Metazoa; Xenacoelomorpha; Acoela; Convolutidae
Product: carbonic anhydrase-related protein-like
Exons: 8
Coding region: 1082-2488 (468 amino acids)
Molecular function (GO): zinc ion binding; carbonate dehydratase activity
Source: RefSeq, a predicted model, not a curated record
GGCUCUGCUUGUUAGAUUAUGGCUUGAUAUUAACACUAAUGCGUCUUCGUUUAGCACAUUUCGACUUACUUUUGUUAAAUGGCUUCAAGCUAUUUGAAUUUGGGUCACCAUAUUUUCAGAUUCCCAAAGGCUUGAUAUCCGUUUCGGCAGAUGCAUUUUUCAAAGUAAAAGGAAAUGAGAGUCGACAAAAGAAUAAAUUAUAUUUUUUUCACUUGAGUAAAUCACUUUUUAGCUUUCUUGUUUAUUUAACAACUGUAUGCGCUCAAAAUCUUUUCCCAAUCCAUCUUCACCUUCAUGAAAAAAUCGUUCCUUAUUUCCCGUUCCACUUAAAUUGGAUUUGAAAUGGUUACCUUUUAAGGACAGGAACUUAAAAAGAAACUCUCCUACAAAUAAAAUGACAAAAAAUUGAAUAAAUACAUUUGUUUUCAUUUCUGAACAAACUCAUUAUUAUUUCAAAAAUGGGACAAAAAAUGGAGAAUUACAGUAAACGCUUCCCAACGAUUUCAAUGGGUGCAUGUCUUCAUCCUGUUUUUAAAAAUGUUUCCCACCAAAUUGAGUUGCUAUUCAAAAGAGGAGAGCAAACCUUAAUUUACAUAUAAAUCUACUCUCCCCGAGAGAAACUUGAACAUUCAUUACCUCCGUUCUAUUUACUUGAUAAAAAAUAAAUUGGAGAUGGCGUGAUCGAAUUAUUCCUUUUUCACUUUAUUCAAACUUACCGAUUGGUCCAGACUACAACUUCCGUUUUCAGUUGAUUAUCAUUCUUCACAAACGAUUUUACCGAAUAAAAGCUAUCUCAUUAGUAAAAAAAGCCCGUACGAAUUGCUUAUUUUUUUGUGCCAUAUCAUUCAAUUUUAAGCUUUGUUUUAUAACAUUCAGUUAUUCUCCUGAGCUCUCAAAAAUUGCCUUUUUUACAACUUUUAUGUUUAGCAUUACUUUUGAAUCUCAGGAUUUACAACAGGGAUUCUUUAGUACUAAAUCCGCCGACCCAAAUCGAUAUUUUAUCUUUUUUGCUCGAAGCGAAAUUGCAUAGACGUUUUGGUUUGUUUUUACAACAUCAAUUGUAAAGUAACAUCAUUCAGUAAUGACUUCAAAAGACUUCAAAGAUUCUUCGCCCAAGUCAAGUUCAAAAGCGCCCCUGAUUGUAACGAUAAGCAGCCCCUCUUUUAACAGCACUGAUAUUUCUAUUUUACCACUUACGAAAAUGUCUGAAAGCACUGAAAGCUUCCAGAGUCCUUUCGCCGAACUAAGUUUUGAAAAUUACCAAUCGAAGUUUAAAAAAGAUUCAUUAUCUCACAUUUCUCUAGAUUCUAGGUCGAAUUUAUCAGCGAGCUCCAACAAAAAUAGCAACGAAAACAGUGAUUGUAUAAGUAUUGCAUCUAAUACAAGUAGUGGAAGUAAUUGUACGAAAAGGAGUCCUUCAAUUUCGUCCGAAGUUACACCAUUUCCGACGCCAGUUCACUCUUCUCACAGUCCGAAUAAAACGAUUUACCACAACACGCCUUUCGCCCGAACUGCGUCUGGCUCGAGGUCCAUAAAACGACAGUACCCAGCCAUUCCUUAUUGGUUUAUCAAUUUAUCAGGACCGACCAGGCCGACCAAUAAAAUCAACGGGUCCUUCCAGAGUCCCAUCAACUUGACUUCCAGCGAGGCAGUUCACGAUCCUCAGUUGCUGGAGGUGCCUCUGAUUGCUCACUACCAGUUGACAAGGGACUUCGAGCUGAUCAACACUGGAUAUGUGCUGCAGCUGUCAAUGAGACCAAGACAAAUGGCUUCAACGACAAGCGAAUUUAACCUCUACGACUAUUCCAACGGUGGAUUCGCCCACCCCCACCUCGCGCCUUCCGAUUCCAAAAUGGGGGGACUGGGUAUGGGACUGGGGCUGGGGUUGGGGGGAGAGAGUAUUCUGGUGGGGGGACCCCUGGAGACUGGCAAUGAAUUCCAGCUGAUUGAUAUUAUUUUCCACUGGGGCAAGGAGACAGACAGGGGCUCGGAGCAUACGGUCAACUUCAAAGCAUAUCCCAUGGAGGUGCAGUUGGUGCACUGGAAUUGUACCUUAUACUCCAGCUACGAAGAAGCUCUCGGCAAACCAAAAGGCAUCUGUAUAUGCGCAUUAUUUGUACAGAUCGGACGAGAACACUCGACACUGAAAAUGAUUAUCGACCACAUUGAGGAAGUCCAGUUCCGGGGUCGCAGUAAGAGGAUCACGACAGCACUGUCUCCCGCUAGCUUCCUGCCUGAUCCCGCUCUGAGGGACUACUGGGUGUACAGUGGCUCACUCACUAUCCCCCCGUGCCACGAGAACGUCACAUGGAUACUCUACAGAUACCCCCUCACCAUCUCACAUUCACAGCUGGAGGAGUUCCGUAGACUGAAGACGUUCACAAGGGGAGAGGCACCCACAGCCGGCUACGAGGGACAGAUGGUGGACAACUUCAGACCCACCCAGGCACUCUGCGACAGACGCAUCACUUCCUCCUUCAAACCAUAGCAACAUCACUCCAGAAUCCGCAAUGAUUUAAUAACCAAAUUAGUACCCAUACAACAUGCGACUUGUUAUGUAAAACACGGUAAUAACAAGCCUCAAACAACCUUAUACUUCUGGCCUGUGAAAUCAGUAGCAAAAAUAAAAAUGGGCAAAAACGAGUUAACUUUUCUAUUUUUUGUUUUAAUUCUUUUACGUUUUAAUGAGUUAAUUCUUUUCUUGCUGAUUUUUGUGAAAUUAAAUAAAAAUUUAUUGUAGCUAAGGUUGGGAAUUUUUAUGUGACUCUAAGCCUCCCAAGGCGUCCAAAACAAAAUCAUCUGUAUGAUGAUCUUACCUGCCGAAUUGCUUUGCAGUAAUUUUAGAGUACUUCCAUUAUUUUUACAAGUAGAUUAGUAGUUUAUAAAAUGAAGUUAUAAAUUCUAAUUAAUAAAUAAUUUCAAAAACUUCUCAUUGUUUUCAAAUGAUGAUAAUGUUUUGAGAAAAAUUGC